AUGUCAUGUCCCGACAGCCGCGACAGCGCCGCGUUCCUGAUGGAGAAUUUCCCCGACAAAUUCCCGCCGAUUUUCGGCGAUUUGGGCAACUCGGGGCUCCCCAAAAACCACGAGGCCUCUUUGGGUUCAUUCCCCCCGUUUUUGGCUCAUCUGGAGCCCUGGGCCGAGCCCAAAUUCCGACCUGUCGGCGACAUGGGGCGAGCAAAACCCUGCGGCUACCACGAGCCCGGUUUGGGCGAGCUGGCGGCUCCCGAUUGUUGCCGAUUUUUGGAGAAAAGCCCCGAGCAAGAAUUCCCAAAUUUCCCGCUGGAAGAGCCCCCCGAGAGGGUUUCGCCGCGAUUUUAUCGCGAUUUUGUCGCCGCGGAUUCGCGAGUGAAAGAGGAGAAAGGGAAAAAAAAAGAGGAGGAAAAAAGGAGUGAAAAGCGGGAAUUGAGCGGCGAGAAUUCCGACAGCGAGGGGAAAGGAGGAGGAGGAGGAGGAAGAGCCGAGGCCUCGGAGGGCGCGGGCGGGACGUGGCUGCGGGCGCGCAGCGGGAGGAAGAAGCGCUGCCCGUACACCAAGCACCAGACGCUGGAGCUGGAGAAGGAAUUCCUGUUCAACAUGUACCUGACCCGCGAGCGCCGCCUGGAGAUCAGCCGCAGCAUCGCCCUCACCGACCGCCAGGUCAAGAUCUGGUUCCAGAACCGCCGCAUGAAGCUCAAGAAGAUGAACCGCGAGAACCGGAUCCGCCAGCUCAGCUCCGCCUUCGGCUUCAGCUGAGCCCCCUCCCCCUUCAGCCAC
Molecule: messenger RNA, 780 nt
Organism: Oenanthe melanoleuca
Lineage: Eukaryota; Metazoa; Chordata; Aves; Passeriformes; Muscicapidae
Product: homeobox protein Hox-C10-like
Exons: 2
Coding region: 1-759 (252 amino acids)
Biological process (GO): regulation of transcription by RNA polymerase II
Cellular component (GO): nucleus
Molecular function (GO): RNA polymerase II cis-regulatory region sequence-specific DNA binding; DNA-binding transcription factor activity, RNA polymerase II-specific
Source: RefSeq, a predicted model, not a curated record